AUGUCUGCUCCUACCACGAAGCCGCUCGAGAAGAAGCCGGUCAAGUUUAGCAACUUGCUACUUGGCGCGGGAUUGAACAUGUUCGAGGUCACAACACUAGGACAGCCGCUGGAAGUGAUCAAGACGACCAUGGCUGCCAACCGUACCGACUCUUUCGCAAGCGCCAUGAGCCGUAUUUGGGGCCGCGGUGGCAUCCUCGGCUACUACCAAGGUCUCAUUCCCUGGGCCUGGAUUGAGGCUUCCACCAAAGGUGCCGUACUGCUCUUCGUUGCGUCCGAGGCCGAAUUCUACGCCCGAAGCUUUGGCGCAUCUGAUUUCGGUGCUGGUAUCGUCGGUGGUAUGUCCGGUGGUGUUGCUCAGGCUUACGCAACUGUCGGAUUCUGUACAUGCAUGAAAACUGUCGAAAUCACCCGACACAAGAUGUCCGCCACCGGUGUCCAGCCCCCCAGCACCUGGCAGACAUUCAUGGACAUUUAUCGCAAGGAAGGUAUCCGCGGUAUCAACAAGGGUGUCAACGCCGUCGCAAUCCGUCAGACCACCAACUGGGGUUCUCGCUUCGGUCUUUCCCGAUUGGCCGAGAACGCUAUCCGCAACGCUACCGGUAAAAAGGACGGCGAGAAAUUGAAUGCUGGCGAGAAGAUUAUUGCCUCUGGUGUCGGUGGUGGUUUGUCCGCCUGGAACCAGCCUAUUGAAGUCAUCCGUGUUGAGAUGCAGAGCAAGGCUGAUGACCCCAACCGUCCUAAGAACUUGACUGUUGGCAAGACAUUCAAGUAUAUCUACGAGACCAAUGGUAUCAAGGGUCUGUACCGAGGAGUUGCUCCUCGUAUCGGUCUCGGAAUGUGGCAGACCGUGUGCAUGGUGGCUCUUGGUGACCUUGCCAAAGAAGCUGUAGAGAAGCUCACGGGCGAAAAGGUCACCGCAAAGCACUAG
Molecule: messenger RNA, 930 nt
Organism: Talaromyces marneffei
Lineage: Eukaryota; Fungi; Ascomycota; Eurotiomycetes; Eurotiales; Trichocomaceae
Exons: 5
Coding region: 1-930 (309 amino acids)
Biological process (GO): mitochondrial citrate transmembrane transport; alpha-ketoglutarate transport
Cellular component (GO): mitochondrion
Molecular function (GO): tricarboxylate secondary active transmembrane transporter activity
Source: RefSeq, a predicted model, not a curated record